Messenger RNA from Babesia bigemina, 789 nucleotides. RefSeq lists its product as hypothetical. The transcript is spliced from 2 exons. The record is from RefSeq and is a predicted model, not a curated record. Bases 1 to 789 code for a protein of 262 amino acids. Lineage: Eukaryota; Apicomplexa; Aconoidasida; Piroplasmida; Babesiidae.
AUGACAAAACAACCUCUAUCGACUAUCCUCGCCGGUCGAGCGCGGGAGGUGUGGCGAGAAUCCAUACGCCGGGCUAGGCAAGACAUCUUCGGCAGAAUCAAAGGUAUGCCUGGAGAAAAUGAAUGGUUAAAACCACUUAGAGGUAGAAGCAGGACUCGCUGGUAUUGGCCCAGCAAGUACCUGCACAUGGAUUUUACCUUGCAGCAUUAUCUUGCCAUGCAACUCAAACGUAUGGAGGCAAGAGAAGACCACCCGUCAAUAAAAAAGCUUUGGGAUACCGUUCGGAUCUUUGCAGCCAACAAGUCACAUAUAGAAAAAUUUAUGGAGACUGUCGAUCACGAGACUUUUACUAGGUCGGCUACACUACACGAUGCUCAAGCGCUGUUGACGAUGAUUGGGGAGAAAUCAGGUGGACAAGAACAAUUAAAUCCCGCCACAAAUGAAACACUUGAUGCUGAUCGGUUUAGACCGUUUGUACAAUACGCUCUAAGUCCGUUACGUGGUAUCCCCAGACAUUUGCAAGCCUCAAAUCUCAGAAAAAAUAACACCAAGCUCCGUCACAUGCUCGCUUCCGACGGCACCAUUACUAACCUCUGGACGGUUCGCAACCGUUUCGUAGAUGCGUUGUAUCUCAGGAGACGUGCAUAUUAUCUUGCUAAACUGAUGAGGAAAAAGCCCAUCAGCGAGACAAUACAAAAGUAUCGCAAACACUUCACUGUACACCCAGACCAAAAGGUUAUAUGGCCAGACAACAAAGGUAUAUCGCAACAUAGCUGGCCUUCGAGAUAA